AUGGCUCCUCCUGAUGGAGCUCCCGUCACGAAUGCUCCCGGUGCUGGCGUCCAUGGAAAGAAGCCUCUGUAUGCACGUCCCGAGCUAGUCACUCCGAAGACGCUGUUUAACGGCACGACGACAACCCUUGGCGCGAAAGAGAUCAAUGUUCUGUCGGCUCGUACGUCGGAUCUGCGCAUUGAUGACAAGCCGGAGGCGAACAAGGAGGCGAUCAACGUCAAGCCGGCGAGUAUGAGUGGUGCAUCAUCUCUGUCGGUUGCGCUGGACAAGGGGAAGGCCAAGGUGCUGGAGCCAGAAGAUGACGGUGGUUACCUGAGUGACGACCCCGACGAAUGCCAGGAUCACGUGGUGCUCAACGAGAUAGCGGCUCAGGCGGGUUUCGCAAUCACGCUGCUGGUCCCUUUCGCUUGGAGCAACGAGAUUCCGCACAUCAUCAGUACUGUCAAGCACCUGCUGCUGCUGUGGGGAAAGCACCUGUCGGAGAAUGUCAAGGAGACAACGAGUUGUCAGCAACUUACGGCCACCUUUCUCUCCAAGAAGCAUUUCGGUCGCAUCGAAGUGGUGUUCCUGCUGGAAGCGGAUGCAAAGUUCAUGCAGAGCAGGGAGAUCGAGCAUUAUACGGUGAAUGAGAAGAAGCUGACGUUUGGGUGGUUGCACCCGGAGAACAAGGAGUACCUGAGGGAACGUGCGGCUCACCCGGAGGCAAUUGAAGUGCUGCUCAAGGGGGUUCCGGCGGUAAUCUCACCGGCGAUGAUCAGGAAGAACUUGGUGAAGGCGCUCCUGCUUAAGCGCGGCCACACGGCCUUCCUGGAUGGCUCAGCUUUCCAUCGUGUACUGGAUCCGGUCUCGGAUCCUGCUCUUACUUUGCUUUUCAUAUGGCUGCAGCAGCGGCCCUCCAUGCUCAUCUCUGUACCGCCUUUCCCCCGAGCAGCUGCUUCCUUGAAGCUCUCACUGGCAAUGAAGAUCCUGAUGUUGGACCCAGCGAUUGAUUUUACCUCAACCAGGAGUGUUCGGGAGGAGUGGUUGUGCGCCCAGGAGGACUGCGCGAAGGCCCACGUUACCAGUUUUGAGAAAGCGGUGGAGCAUGUGCAUUCAGUCCGUCACGGCACCGGUCUGCUCAAGGCAGGUGCAGCAACGCGCAUGAGCAAAGGGAAGCAGAGCCUGGCGAACGUCCGGAAGGAGUUCGGCAUGUAA
Molecule: messenger RNA, 1194 nt
Organism: Closterium sp. Naga37s-1
Lineage: Eukaryota; Viridiplantae; Streptophyta; Zygnematophyceae; Desmidiales; Closteriaceae
Source: the annotation of a GenBank genome assembly